Protopterus annectens (West African lungfish) is the source of this 2124-nucleotide messenger RNA. It is a transcript of the gene ACTR2, whose product is annotated as actin related protein 2. Gene Ontology annotation, cellular component: Arp2/3 protein complex; actin cortical patch. The record is from RefSeq and is a predicted model, not a curated record. Bases 108 to 1307 code for a protein of 399 amino acids. Lineage: Eukaryota; Metazoa; Chordata; Ceratodontiformes; Protopteridae. The transcript has 10 exons. Gene Ontology annotation, molecular function: actin filament binding. Gene Ontology annotation, biological process: Arp2/3 complex-mediated actin nucleation.
GCGUAGCCAUACGCCGGAAGUAGCUCGAGUCGGAGUGUUAGCAGGUGAUAUCCGGUCCGACAAGGAAAGUUGAUGCCAAGGAAGCUAUAGGUUCCUGGGUGCUAAAAAUGGAUAGUCAGGGUAGAAAAGUCGUGGUUUGUGAUAACGGCACUGGGUUUGUGAAGUGCGGUUAUGCUGGCUCCAAUUUUCCUGAACACAUCUUUCCAGCACUGGUUGGGCGACCCAUCAUUAGAUCUACAGCAAAAGUGGGAAACAUUGAAGUCAAGAAUAACAAAAAGAUGGAUCUGAUGGUGGGUGAUGAAGCUAGUGAAUUAAGGUCAAUGCUGGAAGUAAACUAUCCAAUGGAAAAUGGCAUAGUCCGGAACUGGGAGGACAUGAAACAUCUCUGGGACUAUACUUUUGGUAGUGAGAAACUAAAUAUCGAUACUAGAAACUGUAAGAUUCUUCUGACAGAGCCUCCUAUGAACCCUACCAAGAACCGUGAGAAGAUUGUAGAGGUGAUGUUUGAAACCUAUCGUUUUUCUGGUGUAUAUAUUGCCAUUCAAGCAGUUCUUACUUUAUAUGCACAAGGAUUGUUAACUGGUGUGGUUGUAGACUCUGGUGAUGGUGUGACCCAUAUUUGCCCUGUUUAUGAAGGCUUCUCUCUUCCUCAUCUCACAAGGCGAUUGGAUAUAGCUGGCAGGGAUAUCACCCGCUACCUCAUAAAGCUGCUGUUACUAAGGGGAUAUGCCUUCAACCAUUCUGCUGAUUUUGAGACUGUACGGAUGAUGAAAGAGAAACUUUGCUAUGUGGCCUACAAUGUUGAACAAGAGCAAAAACUUGCUUUAGAGACCACAGUGCUGGUUGAAUCCUAUACCCUUCCAGAUGGCAGAAUUAUCAAAGUUGGAGGGGAACGUUUUGAAGCACCUGAGGCAUUAUUCCAGCCUCAUCUAAUCAAUGUUGAAGGAGUUGGAGUUGCUGAGUUACUCUUUAACACAAUCCAAGCAGCAGAUAUUGAUACCAGGCCAGAGUUCUACAAACACAUAGUGCUUUCUGGAGGGUCUACAAUGUACCCUGGUUUGCCCUCUCGUUUGGAACGUGAGUUAAAACAGCUGUAUUUGGAACGGGUACUGAAAGGAAAUACAGAAAAGCUUUCUAAAUUUAAAAUCCGUAUUGAGGAUCCUCCACGGCGUAAGCAUAUGGUGUUCUUGGGUGGUGCAGUGCUUGCAGAUAUUAUGAAAGACAAAGAUACGUUUUGGAUGACUCGACAGGAAUACGAGGAAAAAGGUGUACGUGUGUUAGAAAAACUUGGAGUGACUGUUCGAUAAAUCUAAAUAUCUGAUUUCAUCACUUUCCAGAGGCUUUCUUCCUUCCUUUGUUAGUCUUUGAACUCAUUCAGCCACAUGACCUGGAGAGGCAUGCUGAUGCCCUUUGACCCCCGAUGUUGCUGUAAUGUUCUGGUUUCCUAGAGAGCAUCUGCUGAAUGUUUGUUAAGGUCACUACUCAUGAAAAAAGAAAAAAAAGUAAAGAAAUGGGCAAAGGGUCUGCUAUUAUUCUGUCUGGUAGGUGCUGGCUUUUUAUUUGUAUUUACUGCUUUUUAAGGGCAGCUAGAUUUAUCUUCAGCAAACAAGGAUGCUUGCCUUCCUUAGUGCAAAAACAAUAUUUUCUCAGCAGCUUAUUUCCACAGUAUUAUAGUGGGGCUGUGCAACACUUAGUGUUAUUUAAAACCCAUAAAACGGAAGCUGCAUAAGUUAUUACCACAACACAUAAAAGUAGUUCCAGUAUUUUUUUCCAAGAACAAGCAGUACUUUGCAAUAACCUUGUGAAAAUGUACUUUUUUUAGUACCUUCUUGCAGUUAAUUGCAGUUUGCAGACUGCUCAGUUUGGUUUUAUUUCUAACCUUUAUUUUUAAUGUUUGUAUACAGUGAAAUGUAUCCUUUAAAGUACAGGGAGCAAGAAAAUUAUUACAGCCAGCACUGCUGCAUCUGGCUUUGAAGCAGUGCAUGAACUAAUAUUCAAAGGGACUGGGUUCCCUGGAAUUCUUUGGUUGAAAAAUGUAACAUUUUGUUAAAUGUUUGUGAUACGAUGAAAACAAAAUAAUGGAAGCAUUAUAAGAAAUGUUUAAAAAAUAAAUGGUUAAAGAUA